Molecule: messenger RNA, 684 nt
Organism: Aspergillus homomorphus CBS 101889
Lineage: Eukaryota; Fungi; Ascomycota; Eurotiomycetes; Eurotiales; Aspergillaceae
Product: SCP2 sterol-binding domain-containing protein
Exons: 3
Coding region: 166-555 (129 amino acids)
Cellular component (GO): cytosol
Source: RefSeq, a predicted model, not a curated record
GCCUGAAUCCUGCAAUCCUGAAUCCCUGGGUCGGACUUUAUUAAUACUCCCUCAGAUCCUCAUCGCUGGCAUUUUUUUGAAACUUUCCGAUCUCCCGUCGAUACUCCUACGGUCCUUUCAGCGCUCUCUGACAUUCCUUCUUCCAGUUCGGACUACAUAACCAACAUGACUCUCAAGCACGACGCUUUCCCCUCCUCCGCCGCAUUCGAUGCGAUCCACUCCGCCCUACAGUCGGACGCUGGUGAGCGCAAAGAGGCCAUCGACAAGGCCAAGGCCGUGGUCUCCUUCAACAUCAAGAACUCCAAGGGCGAAGAGGAGAGCUGGCAUCUCGAUCUCAAGGACAAGGGCGUUGUGGGCAAGGGACCCGCUCCCCAGGGCAGCAAGCCAGAUGUCACCCUCUCACUCUCUGAUGAGGACUUCAGCUCCCUUGUCAGCGGCAAGGCUAAUGCUCAGCGGUUGUUCAUGGGCGGUAAGCUCAAGAUCAAGGGCAACAUCAUGAAGGCGACCAAGAUGGAGCCCGUGUUGAAGAAGGCCCAGAGCAAGGCCAAGCUAUAGAUACCCUCUGGAUUUCUGGAUUAUGUCUUGCUUCUUUACUCGCGUUUUUUGCCUCUUUUGUAUAGCCAUUUCCAAAGAUUGACAGGCCAUUCAAGGUUAUAGAAGACUCGCAUACUCAAUGUAAAUUCU